Messenger RNA from Macroventuria anomochaeta, 1758 nucleotides. RefSeq names its product MFS general substrate transporter. NCBI's taxonomy places the organism in Eukaryota, Fungi, Ascomycota, Dothideomycetes, Pleosporales, Didymellaceae. The record is from RefSeq and is a predicted model, not a curated record. Gene Ontology annotation, molecular function: transmembrane transporter activity. The coding region runs from base 1 to 1758 and encodes 585 amino acids. Gene Ontology annotation, biological process: transmembrane transport. The transcript has 4 exons.
AUGAGCGAAACAAACAACCAAACACUGCGGCCUGUCAGCAUGGCAGACUCAGAAAAGACAGCCGCCCGUAGCGUCGGCGAUCUUGAGAAGAAGGAGAUGGGUGUUGGCGAGAGUGGCCUGCCUUCGGCUGCGCCCUCCAUACAUGAGAAGACCACAGACGAGAAGGAGCCGGAGGUCAACGAGAAGCGCAACUCAAAGGCCAGCAACAACGAUGAGGAAGACGAUUUCGAGUACCCUACGAAAUGGAAGCUCGCCAUCAUCACAUUAGCAUUGUGCCUCUCAGUUUUCUGCAUGGCAUUGGACAACACGAUCAUCGCGACAGCUAUUCCUCGCAUCACAGAUCAGUUCAAGGCACUUAACGACGUUGGUUGGUAUGGAUCGGCUUACCUGCUUACGACCUGCGCGACACAACUCCUCUACGGCAAAUUCUACACCUACUACUCGAUCAAAUGGGUCUACAUCAGCGCGCUAUUCAUCUUCGAAGUCGGUUCUCUGAUCUGCGGUGUUGCGCCUAACUCGACGACCUUGAUCAUUGGACGCGCCAUCGCCGGUGUAGGAGCUGCUGGUAUCUUCAGCGGCGCCAUCCUCAUUAUCGCAAGCACAGUUCCUCUGCGUCAACGUCCGGCCUAUAUGGGUUUGAUAGGUGGUAUGUACGGUAUUGCGUCAGUUGCUGGACCCUUGAUGGGUGGGGCCUUUACUGACCAUCUGACUUGGCGUUGGUGCUUCUACAUCAACCUGCCUCUUGGUGCUAUUACUGCUGCGUUCAUCAUUCCGUUCUUCACCAUCCAACGCCGUGGUAAGAAGAACGAGGCCACCUUGAUGGAGCAGGUCAAGAAGUUCGACCUGGAGGGUACUGCUCUGUUCCUGCCUGCUAUCAUCUGUCUGCUGCUUGCUCUACAGUGGGGUGGAAGCAAGUACGCGUGGGGCAACGGACGUAUCAUUGCUCUCCUUGUUCUCUUCGUCGUGCUCAUUAGUGGCUUCAUUGCCGUACAGUGGUGGAAGCAAGAGGACGCUACCGUGCCUCCUCGCGUCUUCCUCAACCGCAACGUCUGGGGAUCAGCCCUGUUCGGAGCCAUGCUCGGUGCAUCCUUCUUCGUCAUGGUCUACUAUCUCCCAAUCUGGUUCCAGGCUGUCAAGGGAGUGUCUGCAACGAAAUCCGGCAUCAUGAACUUGCCUGCCAUCCUCGGUCUCGUCAUCAUCUCCAUGUUGGCCGGUGGUCUCGUUACCUACUUCGGCUACUACACACCGUUUAUGCUCCUGUCAUCAGUCCUGAUGGCCAUUGGAGCUGGUCUUCUGUCGACAUUCGAGACUGACACCAACUCGCCCAAGUGGAUCGGCUACCAAUUUAUUUUCGGUGCUGGUGUUGGUUUCGGUAUGCAGCAAAUUCUUGUUGCUGUCCAGACGGUCCUUCCUGCAGACGACAUUCCUAUCGGUACCGCUACCAUGAUGUUCAGCCAGACCCUUGGUGGUGCACUCUUCAUCUCGGUCGGCCAGAAUGUCUUCACCAACCAGCUCAUCAAGAACCUCCACAAUGUUGUCCCUGAACUCGACUCAGGCUUUGUCCUGACUGUGGGUGCGACUGAGCUGAAAAACGCAAUUGAAGCCCGCUUCCUUCCUGGUGUGCUCUCCGCUUACAACCUCACACUGAUACAGACGUUCUAUGUGUCGGUUGCUGCAGGCGCAGUGUCGAUCGUCGGCGCUGCUUUUGUGGAGUGGAAGAGCAUGAAGGGCAAGAAAAUCGAGAUGGCGAUGGCGUAA